UAUCAUUUAACUGUUUUAAGGUUAGAACUAAAAGAGAUUACGGAUGAAAUUGAGAUUUUGUGGAUUGCACAGUUAUUAGGCCACUGAAGGCGAAGUAUGUUUAUGUUCAGCCUCGGUAUAUGUGUCCAAAAGGAAACGCAGCUGAGCAUUCUUGAAGAAGGCAAUAUCUCGUCUCGAUCAGGUUACAACAUUUUGUCAAUAUAAUUGCAGUACCGACUCAGCUUUACAGGUCUGAAACGCUUUAGCCGACAGCCUCGUCACCGGAAGGAUGGGGAUUCUUUCUAAACUUAAGCACACCGACAACUGUACUCUUCCAUCUCUAACCAAGUGCAAAGAUGGUCAUGAAUGGUUCUCCAGUUUUGAAUUCUACCCUGUUGCUGUUGGUAGUCGAAAAACAGUGUUCGAAGGCAUGAUGUACGUUCCAAAUAAUUACUGGAGUCAAACUCCAGCAAUAAUAAAAUGUACGAACUAUGGACAAGGAACGGAAGACGAUGUCAAGGCUGAAGUGAGUGGUGCAAUCAAAGCACAGGAAUUCGGUGAAGGGUUUUCGAAAAAGUUUCCCCAAUUUUCAAUCAAAUUUCAGCACCCUCUAGCGGCCGUGAUGGACACUGUUUCAGUGUUCAAUGGUAUCUUUCGUUUCCUGAAAGGUUACGACAAAGUUCUCAGCGAAGGAGAGUGCGUGUUGUUGGAAGAGAAACUGGAAGGUGAUUUUGUUUCUUUCAUAUAUAAAAACGGUGUUAUCACAUCAAACUGUGAGGCUAUCCUUCAGGCGUUCUGUCAUUACACCUACUCCGCCAGUAAAGAGGAGCUUGUGGUGUCCGGACUACAGGGUGUUAAGAACGGAAACUCGUACACCUUAUCCACUCCAUGUGUUCACUCCCGUUCUCGACAAUACGGCAACACAGACGCUGGAGAGGGCGGUAUUUCCACUUUCUUCUCACAUCAUCAAUGUAAUGCCUACUGCAGCGAGUUACCGAAGUUUUCACCUACAGACUUAUCCGCGUCGUCAAGUAUGUCAUACGAGAAGCCGUAUUCAUUCGAAGACACGUUUCCCUUACAAUAUCCAAGCGAAAGGUCAGGGUGUGAUAGUCCAGAGUUUUCUUACAAUGAGCGCAGUAUGUUAGUAACGGCGGAAAUACAUCCCCCUGCUUAUGAAGGAAUUGACUCCCAGCCACCACCUCCAUACGACUUUCAAAGUAAGGCUUGUCACGGAAAAUCAAACAAUGCUGGGUCGAUGAACCCUUUCUCUUCGGCAGAUGUUCGAACAUAUUGAUUUUACAAUCAAACAUUCUUCAUUUGAAAGUGUUCAAAUGACUACGAAAAGCUACAAAUUUGCCUCAUCAAAUAACUUGCCCUAAGAAUGGUUUCCUGUGGUGAUAGUGAGAUAAUGUGAUACUAAUCCUUGAAAUCUGUCUUCUCUGAUGUUAGUUUGAUGUUUUUGUCUCCAUUAAUAGUGAUUGAACUGUUGCUUUACUGGUAUUCAAAUGAAGCAAAAGCAUAAGUUUUGUAGAUAUGAUGUAUUAACAUGUUGUUACAAGUAUGUAAUGCACUGAAAUAUGGUGAAUGAUAUUGUUCCGGCAACAGUAUUAAGAAUGAGUGAAUCCCGGGAUUUAAUUCUAUGUAACUCUUGAAAAGGUUAGGUUUCUUAUACAGUUUUUAACACCGUUUUUUGAAAUUAAACUAUAAAUGAUACCUGUUUUAAGGGUAAAUUGGCAAGUAGAUGUCUCUUUAAGGCAUAUGUUCAUAUGUAAUUUUGAAAUUAUCAUAUAUGUAAACUCUAUCGAAUGACCAUUGUGUGAAGCCUACCUAAAUGAUAACUUUAUUCGAACUAGUAUUUUCUAAUCUCGAAGUGAUAUCACGACGAGUCAUGCAUUUCAUCUCAUAGAAAUGUACAUAUUAAACAUUUACACAAAGUAGUGAAAUUAAAAAUUUUGUUUCCAUAUCUCAUUCAAGUCAUUCAAUUUCCAUCAAGGGCUUUAUUUAUAAAUCGACUAGAAGGACCAAUCUGAAUUAUAUUCCUUUUCAUCAUCAUUAAGUAUUUUGUCUACAUCUCACAUGUCAUAACAUACUAUAGUAUGACAGGUAGGAAUGCCUAAUAUAGGAAUAUCUUAUUAUGUACGAAAUGGUGACGUUAGGUCAUUUGUAUGGCUCACCUGGCUGUGAUUAUGUACCUUAAAUCAAAGUUAAAGCAAAACAAUAUUUAUCUCACAAUCGGAAGGAAGUUUUGUAGGUAGGAUUUCUUUUUACUUUUACUACACUUUUGUUUAUUGAAUUGAUCUAGUUAUUAAUGUGAUAUAAGUUAUACAUCUAUAUCAUUAUAAAAUGUAGAUAUUUAUCUUUUAUUUUAAUCUAGAGCAUAAUUUUCUAUUUUAUGUGAUAUAUAUGGUCCAUUAUAUAAAACAUUUAUUUACAUUUAUUAUUUGAAUUUAUACACCUUUUCC
Ylistrum balloti is the source of this 2441-nucleotide messenger RNA. RefSeq lists its product as uncharacterized. The transcript has 4 exons. Bases 269 to 1273 code for a protein of 334 amino acids. Gene Ontology annotation, biological process: protein phosphorylation. Gene Ontology annotation, molecular function: ATP binding; protein serine/threonine kinase activity. The record is from RefSeq and is a predicted model, not a curated record. NCBI's taxonomy places the organism in Eukaryota, Metazoa, Mollusca, Bivalvia, Pectinida, Pectinidae.